AUGGAUGUUGAGUGCAUCUUGGCCUUGGAGAACCACGGACUAUCGGCAGAAGGUAUUCUCGGUGAGGAAGGUGAGGAUGUUAAAGAUCGAGUGCCGCCUCAAUUCCUGAGCAAGACCACAGGUAACAUAGUCACAAAAAAUAAAUCUGCCGACGACAAUUUCCUUCGGAGAGUUGUCCUCGUGUUGCUUGGAACAGUUCUUGCUCCCAUGUCGAGCAAGACUGUACCAAAGCAAUAUUACACAUUGGUGGACGAUGUGAAGCGUAUAUCCAAGAUUAAUUGGAAUGCAUUCACCCUCCGGGUUCUGAUGGACUGCCUUCGCAACGUGAGGAAAGGCAAACACCUCCGCCAAUGGCCGAGAGGGAACUUAGCUCUCCUGCAGUACGUGUACUGGGAGAAGGUUCAGCCUCUGGAAGGUGAAUGCGCAUUCAAUCCUAGCUUGUCCAUGGAACCUCUAAUGAGGAAUUGGACUGAAGCUGCAGCCUCAAGGAGAGACAAGUUUGAUUAUGACCACGACCGUGGCCUUGGUAACAUCAAGAUUGAAGACAACAUAACCAAGGAGUAUAGGGCGCAGGAGCGCAAAGUACCCGAACCAGAAAAGCCAAAAAUGAAGCCCGCCGUUGGUGCGGCAAAGAAGUCCAAGUUAGCCUCAAACACGGACGAGAUGAUGAACCUCAUCAUGAAGCGGUGUAUGGAUUACAUACGCAGCCAAAUGAAGGAAAUACCGGAACAAGUAGCCGAGAGAUUGUUAGAGAAGUUGAACCAAAAUGGUGUGAUGUACAAGCCAGCGGCUGCUGCGGCUUCCGGCAACAACGAUGCCGACCUAGAAGUGGAUUCCUUUGAGAAUGAGCCGGUGAUUGAUUUGACACAGCCUGACGAGCCUAUUGUAAACCAGAACAACGAUGAUGAGGAAAAAACACCUGCCAAGUUAAAUGUUGACAAGACAACGAAGCCUACUGAUGAGUGCGGCGCAACACCGGAGAACCCUUGGAUUGUAGGUAAUUCUCCUCGAGCAGAAUCGUCCGACAUUGACAUUUCUGCAAGUUCUAUCGACAGGAUGGUGGGUAAGAGCAAGGGGAAAAAGUCUGCAGCAACCGCAAAAGAAGACGAUGUUAUAUCCGGGAAGCGCCGACGGACUGUUCCCAAGAAAUUUGAAUCCCCCUUUAAACUUGACAAGCCCGGCAAGCGAAGCGCUCGCGCUCUGUUUAGUGACAAUGACAUGGAAGGCUUUGUUAAGGACGAUUUGACACCGGAACUCAUCGAUGCUGCUGUUGCGUUUGUGGAGGCAGCUGCUCGGCCUGAGAAUAAUAUGACAAAAAGAGUUUACUACAAUGAACGUGGCACCUCUGUGUCACCUAUGAAAAUAAAAUGUUCUAUGAGCAGAGCUGGAGCAGUACGUAGGGUUCUGGACGAGUAUACCGUCCGUGAUAAGUCGUUUAUCCCGUUGAACGUCGGCAAUACACACUGGAUCACCGUGGUGAUGCACAACCUCAAGAAAGAAUUCCGAGUUUUUGAUUCGCUCUAUCCUCUCGAGUUCUCUCUCGACACUGUGAAAGCACUGCGACUAGCAAUAGCAAUUGAUAUGGAAGAGGCAAACCGUAUUACACCUGGCAAAUAUCCAGACGUCACUAAGUGGCCUAUCAUACCUCAGAUCGACAUGCCACUACAAGAGGACGGGAACUCUUGUGGCCUUUUUGUGAUUGAAGUUAUGGAGCGUUGGGACGGGGAUCGAUGGACCGCUGAUUUUACCCAGGGCACCAUUAAUGCAAGGAGAAGGCGUCUCGUCGCCGAGUUGGUUCUCUCGCCUACCAACACGCUUGAAUGUGUGAAGAACAAAAUCCGCGACAUCGCAAAGAAAAGCAAGGCGUGA
Molecule: messenger RNA, 1869 nt
Organism: Aegilops tauschii subsp. strangulata
Lineage: Eukaryota; Viridiplantae; Streptophyta; Magnoliopsida; Poales; Poaceae
Source: RefSeq, a predicted model, not a curated record